Molecule: messenger RNA, 661 nt
Organism: Brachypodium distachyon (stiff brome)
Lineage: Eukaryota; Viridiplantae; Streptophyta; Magnoliopsida; Poales; Poaceae
Exons: 1
Coding region: 230-463 (77 amino acids)
Source: RefSeq, a predicted model, not a curated record
CGCCCCCUUCCUCCUUAGUUUCCCCAAGCAUGAGCUCAUCUCCCCUGCUCUCCUCCACCCCUCCCAUGGCCGCUCCCAGCUCCUGGGCCUCCCCGUUCCACGAAACAAUCUCAAAGGCCUAGUAGCAGUUCUUAUCCGCCGUCUUCUUCGUCCGUUUCUGUCGCUGUUGAAUCUCGUCGACGAAGAAGAAGAAGAAGAAGAGGGGAGGUUGAUUUUGCUGCGGAGAUCCAUGGGGAAGUACGUGGAGCUGCUGGACAUGGGGGUGCGCAUCGCGGCGCGGUUCCACUCCCACUGCCCGCAGACGGCGCGGCUCUACUACCACCCUCCCUGUUCUUCCUCCUCCGCCGGCGGCGUCCCCAGCGGCCGCGACGGGGGGCAGGGGGCGGCGGCGGCGAUGAUGAUGAAGAAGCAGCAGCAGGCCUCCGUCGACGCCGCGGAGAUCAUCCUCUACACCGUCGUCUAGAGACGACGCAUCUGGAUGCUGCUACGGAAGAUGGAGAGAGAUGCUUGCUAUCUUUUUAAUUUAUUGCUUGUUUUGAUUUUUCUUUGAGGAGAGGGGAAAAAGAGAGGAGAGAGAGAAGUAUUGGUUUACCGGAUUAAUGGACGGUUUUAUGACGAAAUGAAAUUUGCGAGUUACAUCUGAUUGAUAAUUUCCGGAUCU